Molecule: messenger RNA, 1730 nt
Organism: Pygocentrus nattereri (red-bellied piranha)
Lineage: Eukaryota; Metazoa; Chordata; Actinopteri; Characiformes; Serrasalmidae
Product: E3 ubiquitin-protein ligase TRIM50
Exons: 6
Coding region: 108-1556 (482 amino acids)
Molecular function (GO): protein binding; zinc ion binding
Source: RefSeq, a predicted model, not a curated record
ACCUGUCUUUCUUAGACUGAUCUGGCUGUUUUAACUCUUUCUAAUACCUGCUUACGUUACAGCAGAAAGUCAACCCUAUUAGGCCAUCACUGCAUGUUUUGGGUCAGAUGGACAGACGCAGGAGUCUGGAGUCACUGGAGGAGCAACUGCGUUGCCCUGUGUGUCUGGAGGUUUUCUCGGAGCCUCUCAUGCUGCAAUGUGGUCACUCUUAUUGCCGUGGCUGUGUCCGCUCUAUGGGCAUGGACCCUCUGGGCCAGCUCCAGUGUCCAGUGUGCCGCAGUGCAGUGGAUGGGGACAGUCCUCCACCCAAUGUGGCACUGGCACGCAUUGUGGAUGCCCUACGGGAGAUCAGUAACCCAGGCCAGGGCCCUCCUGAGACCUGCAACCAGCAUCAUAAUCCCCUAAGCCUGUAUUGCGAGGAGGACCAGGCACUCAUCUGCGGUCUGUGCGGCAGCAUUGGAGGACACCGCUCCCAUAAAGUCACCCCAAUCAGCAGCGUCUACAGCCGCAUGAAGGAGGACAUUUCAGGUCUGAUGACUGAGUUUCAGACUCAGAAGAGGAAGCUGGAAGAUCAGACUUGUAAAAUGGCAUACAACAAGUCUCGCAUUACUAAUGAGUCAGAUGUGUUGAAGUGGGUGGUACGGAAGGAGUUUGGUGAGUUGCGGCGCUGUAUGGAACUGGAGGAGGCCCGCUUUAUGCAGAAGGUGGAGAGCACUGCCUCCACUCUCAUCUCCUCCAUCCAGGCCCAGGCUGACCACAUGAGCCAAUUACUGGCCAAAUUCCAAGAAGCCGAAGGCACACUAGAAGCCCUGAGCAACGAAGGCCAUCUGGACUUUAUCACUAAAUAUGGAUCCAUUGCUCCAAGGUUUAGAGAGAGCCAGCAGAGGGAACAGAGGAAGGAGAGGGCCUACAGCUCUAUCAGCUUCAACCCAGGCUUCAAUCACAGUGACAUCAAAAUCGCUGUAUGGAAGCGAUUGCACAGGAGAGUUCUACCAGCCCCUGAGUCUCUGAAGUUCGACCCUCUUACAGCUCAUCCCAUGCUGCAACUCAACGAGGACCUCACAAGUGUGGAGUGUGGUGUCAUCGUCAAACGACUGCCCAAUAAUCCAGAGAGGUUCAGCUACAGCUACUGUGUGCUGGCCAGCCGUGGCUUCUCCUCAGGCAAGCAUUACUGGGAGGUCCAGGUGGGACAAAAGCCAAAGUGGCGGCUCGGCCUAAUCAAAGGGACCACAUCCCGCAAAAGCAAGUUGCCCAAGAGCCCCGAGGGUGGAGUGUGGCUGAUUGGGGCGAAGGAGGGCAGGCUGUAUGAGGCUUUCGCUAGCCCACGGGUUACUCUGCCUCUCACAACCCAGCCCCAGCGAAUGGGCAUCUUCCUGGACUAUGAGAGAGGAGAGGUGACAUUCUACAAUGCGGACAGUCCGGACGAGCUGGGUUUUAUCUAUUCCUAUCAGGCUGAGCUGCAGGGCAAAGUGUACCCUCUGUUUGAUGUAUGCUGGCAUGAGCGCAGUGCCAACAAACUGCCAAUCUCCCUGCCCCAGCCACUUCCUGAAGUGUGACCUACCUCCAGCCGACUUGUAAAAUCUCCAGCAACCUUCAAAAAUAGAUGCUUUAAGAUGCUUUUCUUCUGUCAAUCAUUUUUACAGCUGCCUUCUCACCUUUCUGUGCUUUAUAUGUGACUUGCAUUAUAUGCUAUUGUGAUUCUCUUGUCUACACUUUGUGCACAAUUAUUA